AAACCCGGUCUGGAUCAUCACUGCAUGCUUUAAGGUGCUAAUGAGCGCGCGCGCGUGUGUGCAAGUUCCUCUGCUGCAGGGGGCGGAGUUAGAUUGUUGUAUUGCCCCACCCCAUUCUCUGUUCAGAUUAAUCAGGAUGGUGUGGAUCUGCUGCUUCAACACGUUGAGAUCAAACCUGAAAUCCUGAAUCAUCUCCUCAAAAGUUUGUUGUUGGUCUCCAUGUUUUUAGCCGUGGUGGUUCUCAUCCUCCUGAUCAGUGUGGACAACUGAGUGUACAGACAGGAGAAGAACGACAGGGUUCCACCAUGCAGAACAUCCGAGAACCUGAGAACAGCUAGAGCGUCUUCAGGUCGUAUCCUGUCUUCGAUGUCGCAAAGAGCAGAUUCCGGAAAAGCACAAUGGAAAGUCAGAAUCGUCCCGUUCAAACCCCCAGUGCAGACAUGGAAGCACAGGAUGUGAUUCCGAAUGUCGGAGGCGAGAACACGGCGUCAACGCAAAUCACCAGCAAUGCUCGCCAAGGCCGAGUCGCCAAACUGAAACCCAACGUGAACUGCAGACGCAAGCGCGAGUUCAUUUCUGAGGAAAAUAAAGACGCGUCAUACUGGGAAAAACGGCGCAAGAACAAUGAAGCAGCCAAGCGCUCACGGGAGAAACGCAGACUCAACGACAUGGUGCUGGAGAACCGCGUGAUGGCACUCAACAAGGAGAACCUUCGCUUGAAGACAGAGCUUCUGCAGCUGAAGCUCAAAUUUGGGCUCAUAAGUUCCACCUCCUUCAUGGAGAAAACGCAACAAAUCAGCAACGCUGCAAAAAACAUGCACACUUCUGAAAAUCCACAUUUCCCGAGCAUCCUGAUGAACUCUGACUCGUCAGAGGCAGAGCAAAUUACUCCAAGUGAAGGUCAAGCAUCGUUACCCACCUUUUCUUCCCGAGGAUCUCUGUCCGAUUUCUCAGACGGAUCAUCUCUGGACUGCCCAGAACCGGCCAAUUACGAUAUGAAGCAAGAAGGCGCAGGCGUUCACGUCGGUGUCAUCAACGGCAUCGCGAGCCGACGUCACGGUCGAGCGCAGAAGUACCACGGCGACACGCGAGAACAUCACGAGUCUCAUCAACCUGCUUCUAACCAGAGGAGUGUGAUUCUCUACAGCAGCAGUUCGUACAUCAUUCAGAACCAAGCAGAUCCAAAGCAAACAGGAAGUGAUGAUCCACCAGGACCGUACGCUUUAGAGACUCUCUCAGAAGUGGCUCAGCAGCUCGCAAGCAGAUCGCUGGACGUGCCAAAUUACAAUUACGCCAACAGUGAAAUAGGUGUUCACUACCCUGUGCAGGACCAACAUCUACUGGAUGAAGCUGAUCCUCAGCACCAGAACAUCUACCUCAUGGAACCACCAGCACUAACCUACGAAGGCAGUCUGAGAGACGACAGGUUCUCUUCUUUGAGUAAGGACACGUCCUCGAGUGACGGAGAUCCUCGCAGCUCAGACAAAGAAGUGUCCACUGAUGAUGAGUCUCCAUCUUCUUCGUCCUCAGAAACGGGUCAGAGCUCGCACUCUGGUCAGAACGGAGAAACCAUUAAAACAACAGCGUUACCGCACAAGCUGAGGCUGAAACACCGAGCUGCAUCCAGCGAGGAUUCCACCUCCAACACCUCAGCCUCAGCACUGCAGUACAGACAAAAGCUCACGCAGAGCGCUGAUGGACCUCCUGAACCUUCUCCAUGCACAGGCAGCGUGAGGACAGGAUCAGGAUCACAAGGAGGCAGGAAUAAGAAAUGUGACUAAGAUGGUUCCUCUGGUUCCACAAACAGAUGUUUCAGAGCUCCGAGACUUGGGUCAUCUCCGUCAGCUUGCUUGUUCUCAUGAAUGUACUGCGUUUUUCAAAUUCUGUUAAACUUAUCUUCUGACAUCUUCUGGAUUCCAGCUCUGAAGGAGAUUUGGCCUGGUUCCUCACGCUGGAGCUUGGACUCCAUGUUGGACCAUCGUGCUGUGAUGAAGUCAGAAGGUCAGAAUUUGGUAAAAGCAAAGCUAAAGUGCACUGCAGUCCCAAAACCUCACGAGCACUUCAUCUACUUCAGCACUGCAGGAAGACUCUCUCAGCUUCACCCACAUCAUCCCAGAGCAUCAUGGGAACAACUGGAGGGAGGAGACUACUAACAGAACUUCUCUGAUCAGGAACGAACGAUUCGCUGGAGCUGAAGAAGUGAGAAGUCCUUUAGUCCUUCAGAAGGAACUUUUUAUUAUUAGCACUUAAACUCUUGUCAGUCAUGUUGCGUGUGAAGACUUUAUCGAGCUGAGCCACAGAUUCACGGUGAUUUAGAUCAGAUACACACGCCAGUGUUUGAGAUUUAACCCUGCGUUCACACCGACAGGUGACGAGUUACUCGUAUUGCAUGCAGUUUGUCGUUUGUGGGCGUGGCCUGUCCAGAUAAGAAACAGUCAUAGGUUUAUCAUUUCUCAAUAAUAAUAAUAAUAAUAAUGACGCACUCAUCAGUGUGUAAACCUGUGUGUGAUUUAUCUGUUACACACUUUUUUUCUUGCAGUUUUAUGGAAAUAAAUUGCAGGUAGGAACUAAAGUUGUGAGCGGGGAACUAAAGAAAUGUCGGACCUCGUGCUCCGUCUGAUUGGUCUGAGGAACUGUUCGUAACAAUCAUAUGAAUUUAUCACUUCUUUAGAGUCAUACCUAAAGUGCGUAGAAUUGAGAAAAUCUCAGUUUAAAUGUCGCUGAUAUCGCAGCUCGUGUCGGUAACGUGUACGUGGAACAUGAACACUGUCGCUUCGUCACUCGUUAGUGUGAACGCAGGACGCGUUAGUCGUUUAGCACGCGAGUCCACAGAAACACGGUCCCCCCAAAUCCCCCCAAAUCCCCCCAAACGCACAGUGUCACCUGCUGUAGGAAAAAUGUCGUGCCCCUAGGGGGCAGUGUCUGUCACGAAGCGUUCACCAGAACUUCCUGCGAUUUGUUGGUGUAAUAAACACACAGGUGUAAUUAAAGUUACAGCUCGGACAUGAAACUCCUCCAAGUGGAACAUGUUCAGGUUUCAUCAGGAACAUUUUCUCCUCUUGUCUUUUUUAAACAAAACAUAAAUGUGUUAUACGUUAUAAAUGUCACGCUAAUUUUAAACUUAAUUAAUAUCCAAAAGCAUUUAAAAAUGUAAACAGUUUAAAGUUUUUCACAGCCCACUACACGAUGUGUUUAAAUAAAUGGCAAAAACAUGUUUUAGUUUUUAAAAAUGUUAAAGA
Neoarius graeffei (lesser salmon catfish) is the source of this 3239-nucleotide messenger RNA. RefSeq names its product nuclear factor, interleukin 3 regulated, member 5 (gene nfil3-5). The coding region runs from base 399 to 1781 and encodes 460 amino acids. The transcript has 2 exons. The record is from RefSeq and is a predicted model, not a curated record. NCBI's taxonomy places the organism in Eukaryota, Metazoa, Chordata, Actinopteri, Siluriformes, Ariidae. Gene Ontology annotation, molecular function: DNA binding; DNA-binding transcription factor activity. Gene Ontology annotation, biological process: regulation of DNA-templated transcription; circadian rhythm. Gene Ontology annotation, cellular component: nucleus.